ACUAGUGACACCGUAGCAGCAUCUGUCUGCUCGUUUUGGUGAAAUCCACUGAGAUCCGACAAUCUAAAGUUCAGGUUUUUUUCUUGCCAACUCCGCAGAAUGCAGUCGGAUAUGUUUCUGCAUGCGGCCAAUUUCAGCACUCUGUUCGUGUGCAUGGUGCUGAAGUUCCCGCAGAUCUUUGCACUGAUGCGAGCGAAAUCUUCGACUGGAGUCAGCCUCAACAGUCUCCUGCUGGAGUUGAUCGGGUUCAUUGUGUUUGUAACGUACCAGAUGUAUUAUGACUACCCACCUCCAACAUACCUGGAAUAUCCAAUCCUCAUCACUCAAGAUGUCGUUCUUCUGCUCCUGAUUCUUCACUACAACGGCAGCCUGCGGCACGGCCUCAUCUACGCCUUAGUGUUUGUCGGAGGCUGGAGGCUGCUCACUGUGGAGAAGUGGAUCAUAGAUUUGGCCAUGAGCCUGUGCACGUUCAUCAGUGCAGCCAGUAAAUUUGCCCAGCUGCAGUGCCUGUGGCGAUCCAAGGACGCUGGACAGGUUAGCGCCCUCUCCUGGGGCAUGGCUGCCUACACAUGUAUGGCGCGGAUCUACACCACCACAGCGACAACUGGAGACAUGCAGGUUCUGGUGCGCUUCAUCGCCAUGACCUUCCUGAACUUGUGGGUGCUGCUCACCGUGCUCUACUACCAGAAACACAGCAGCAGAUCCAAGAAAGACGACUAAGCUUUAACACUGGCUCAGUGAUGAGUUCAUUCACUGGUGUUUACAGGGUCACUGUGGACACAGGCAGUACUGAAAAACAGAACUGACGGGUAGCAACGGUUAUGCCAGAUGCUUUAAUGAUACUUACCCUUAAAAUGUGCUUAUUAUAGCGUUUUUACCUCAGUGUAAACAGUAUAACCUUUUUAAAUAACAUUCCAGUGACUAGAUAUCUGCUACAACUCUACUGAGGACAGAGACCAAUGCUUUUUCAUACUGCAUGUGCACAAAAGAAAAAAAAAGUGAAGUGUAAUUUGACAGGACAGCACAAGCCAAGUACAUCUGAGAUCUUCCUACUCAGGACAAAAAGAAAUACUGUAUUUUGAAAAGCUUUUAUAAAAUGUAAAGUUCUUUUCCAAACUAUUUUAAUAAACCAGAACAUUCCAGUUU
Toxotes jaculatrix (banded archerfish) is the source of this 1146-nucleotide messenger RNA. It is a transcript of the gene slc66a3, whose product is annotated as solute carrier family 66 member 3. Lineage: Eukaryota; Metazoa; Chordata; Actinopteri; Toxotidae. The record is from RefSeq and is a predicted model, not a curated record. Bases 100 to 720 code for a protein of 206 amino acids. The transcript has 7 exons.